Messenger RNA from Chelonia mydas (Green sea turtle), 5838 nucleotides. RefSeq names its product integrin subunit alpha 3 (gene ITGA3). The transcript is spliced from 25 exons. Gene Ontology annotation, biological process: leukocyte migration; cell-cell adhesion; integrin-mediated signaling pathway. Gene Ontology annotation, cellular component: external side of plasma membrane; integrin complex. Lineage: Eukaryota; Metazoa; Chordata; Testudines; Cheloniidae. Bases 336 to 3569 code for a protein of 1077 amino acids. The record is from RefSeq and is a predicted model, not a curated record. Gene Ontology annotation, molecular function: integrin binding.
AGGAGGCGCUUGCAGUGGCCACCCAGGGCUGAAAGCUUGUGUCCAAACCCUGUAUCCGCCUGCAAAACGCCCUGAGCAUGGGGACACACACACACACACACACACACACACCAGCCCCCCCCCAGCCCUCCCCUCCCACCUAGGAACCAGCGCCCCUCCCCAUGGCACGGCCCCUUUAAGAAUUAAACUCUUGGGCCGGCGCGAUCGAGCCUGUUCCCCGGAAGAAAAGGGCCGCGCAAGGUGGGGACGGAGGAGGAGGCUCGCUCGGCGCAGGGGCGACCGGAGGCUGCGGGCUGCUGCUGCGGACCUUGCCCCGGGGGGGACUGGAGCCCGUCAUGGCUCCGGGGGAUCUGCAGCUUUGCCGCCGCGGCAGGGCUGGCCCCGGGCCCCGCCAGCAGCCGCCGCAGCCCUGGGGGCGCCGGCUGGUGCGGCUCUGCCUGCUCUGGGGGGCUCUCUGCAGCCCCGGCGGCUCCGCCUUCAACCUGGACACCAAAUUCUUGGUCCUGAAGCGGGGGGCAAGCGAAGGCAGCUUCUUCGGCUUCUCGGUGGCGCUGCAUCACCAGACGGACGGGCUGGACAGAUACCUGCUGCUGGCUGGAGCGCCCCAGGAUGUGGCAGCUGGGACGGAGAACGCCACGCGGACGGGGGCCAUGUACUCCUGCCCCCUGAGUGUCUCCACGAAUGACUGCAAGCGAGUUGACAUCGAGGAGAAGAGUGAACCACGGAAGAACAUCAUUGAGGACAUGUGGCUGGGGGUGACCAUCGCUAGCCAGAGGCAGCCCUCGGGGAGAGUGCUGGCUUGCGCUCACCGAUACACCAGGGUCCUCUUGUCUGGCAACGAAGACCAGCAGCGCAUGGUGGGGAAGUGCUACGUCCGCGGCAAUGACCUGCAGCUGGAGCUGGCUGACGACUGGCAGACUUACCACAACGAGAUGUGCAACUCCAACACCGAAGAGACUGGCAUGUGCCAGAUGGGCACCAGCGGCGGCUUCACCGCCAACACUGUCUACUUCGGGGCGCCGGGCGCCUACAACUGGCAAGGGACGAACUACGUUCUGCAGCGAGAUAGCUGGGACCUGGUCGACUUCUCCUACCCCAACCAUGACAACGGCAACAUCUACAUAGGCUACACGGUCCAAGCCGCCAGCGCCGUCCUGCACCGGAGCCAGGUGACCCUUGUGACUGGAGCUCCUCGUCACCAGCACGCGGGCGCCGUGUACCUGCUGACGGACACCCGCAACACCCUGGAGAAGAGCCUGGUGCUGCCUGGGGAGCAGGUGGGCUCCUACUUCGGGAGCGCCAUCGCCCUGGCGGACCUCGAUAACGAUGGGUGGCAGGACCUGGUGAUUGGGGCCCCGUACUACUUCGAGAGGAAGCAAGAGGUGGGUGGCGCCGUCUACGUGUACAUGAAUGAGGCCGGCCGCUUCCAGAACUGGUCCAGCCUGGUUCUGAAGGGACCCAGCAACUCGGCCUUCGGCUUUGCUGUGGCCAGCAUCGGGGACGUCGACCAGGACGGCUUCCAGGAUAUCGCCAUUGGGGCUCCCUUCGAGGGCCCUGGCAAGGUCUAUAUCUACCACAGCAGCUCAGGGGGGCUGGUGGCCGAGCCCCGGCAGGUGAUCAGCGGGGCAGAGCUGGGCCCGUCCGGCAUCCAGACCUUCGGGUACUCCCUGAGUGGGGGGCUGGACGUAGACGGAAAUUCCUACCCGGAUCUGCUGGUGGGGAGCUUGUCAGAGCAGAUAGCUCUGCUCAGAGCUCGACCUGUGAUCAACAUCUUGAACAAAACCUUCACGGUGAGCCCCAGCCUGGUGGACCCGGCCAAGUGCACCCCAGAGUCCUGCAUCCAGGUGCAGAUCUGCUUCUCCUACAACCAGAGCGCUGGGGACCCCACGUACAAGGAGCAAAUCAACCUGCUGUACACCCUGGAGGCUGACAAAGACCGGCGCCCGGCCCGGGUGAGGUUUGCCGGGACGCACUCCGCUGUUUACAAGGGCGUCUUCACCAUGCCAGCCGCCAAGUGCCAUGACCUGCAGCUCCUCCUGCUGGAGAACAUCCGGGACAAGCUGCAUCCCAUCGCUCUGCACAUGAACUACUCCCUGGAGGAGAAACCCAGGCACUUCCAGCUGGGGCCCCGCUCCCUCAGCGCCUUCCCCGUCCUGAAUGAGGAUCAGCCCCGGAAGAACGACACCGAGAUUAACUUCCAGAAAGAAUGCGGCCUGGACAACAAAUGCAACAGCAACCUGCAGCUGCAAUGCGCCUUCGUCAACGAGCAGAACCAGCCGCUGCCCCGGCUGAACGGGACCCAGGUGCUGCAGUACAGCCGGGACGUCCGGAAGUUGCACCUGAGCGUCAACGUCACCAACGCCCCCUCGACGGGCACCGAUGGCGAGGACGCCCACGAGGCCCAGCUCAACAUCACCGUGCCCCCCGCCCUGCUGCCCUCCUCCGUCCGGCCCAGCGGCGCCUGCACCUUUGAGAAGACUGUGCUGUGUGACCUGGGAAACCCCUUCAAGAAGAACCAGAGGGCAGAGCUGAUCAUCACCUUUGAAGCCAUCGGCAUCACCCUGGACACCCGCGAGGUCACAGCUCAGCUCCAGCUCUCCACGCUGAGUUACCAGGAGGAUCUGGAGCCAGUGUGGGCCGAGCUGCAGGUGGACUAUACCGUCCAGGCGUCUCUCACCCUGAUGUCCCCGCCCCUCCAGACAUCCUUCAGCGGGAAGGUGAUGGGGGAGUCCGCCAUGAAGAGCGAGCUGGAUGUGGGGAGCCCGGUCAGCUUCAGUUUCCAGGUGAGCACCAAGGGGGAGUCUCUGGGCUCGCUGGGCACCAUCGUCCUGGGCUUCGAGUGGCCCUACGAAAUCCACAACGGCAAGUGGCUGCUGUACCCCACGGAGAUCCUCGUGAGCGGCAACGAGGGCCAGCACUGCCAGCCACCGGGGGGCGUCAUCAAUCCCCUCAACCUCACCCUCCUCUCCAGCUCCGCCCGGCAGAAGCGCGACCUGGAGACGGCGCUGCAGGCCGAGCCCCCCGUCAUCCUCGCCGCCUCCAAGAAAGCCAAGUCGGAAACGUUGCUGAGCUGCUCUAAGGGGUCGUCUCGCUGCAUCUGGUUCCAGUGCCCCAUCCGGGACUCCAGGCACACGACAACCGUCAGCGUCCGAGCGCGGGUGUGGAACAGCACCUUCAUUGAGGAGUUCAGCGACUUUGACCGUGUCAAGGUGGAUGGGCUGGCGACGCUGUUCCUCAAGACAAACGUUCCCACCAUCAACAUGAAGAACCAGACGGUGCGGUUCUUCGUGGACAUCGACUCGGAGCUGGUCGAGGAGCAGCCGGUGGAGAUCGAGCUGUGGCUGGUGCUGGUGGCGGUAGGGGCAGGGCUGCUGCUGCUGGGGCUGAUCAUCCUGCUGCUGUGGAAGUGUGACUUCUUCAAGCGGACCCGCUAUUACCGGAUCAUGCCCAAGUACCACGCGGUGCGGAUCCGCCAGGAGGAGCGCUACCGGCCUGCUGACGGCUUCCUGCCCCGGAAGCACAAGAAACACUGGGUAACAAAUUGGCAGGAGUCGGAGAAGUACUACUGACCCCUCCCUCCCCCUCCCGCCACCCUGUCUGCUCGGCUUGCCCCGUGACCACGUCGCUGCUCUGCGUAACUAGCCCAGGGACCAGCCCCCUGUCAGCGAAGGACAUGUUAUUUAUCCUAAGUUAUACCGCAUAGAACGGCAACCCCAAAGCUUUCUCGAGGGGCCUGGGAGCAGCCGUGCAACACGAGACCCAGCAGUGGGAACACGAGGGGCUUUUUGUUUUGCACAAAUGGAUUAUUUCACACAUAUAGACACAUUCUUCUGCCUGGGCAUCAUUGCUGCGUGUGCGGCCUGGGCCCCAGCCCUCACCCCGCCCCCAGCUCUCUCGCUCUCUGUCACGCUCGCGUGUACUGCAAAGUGCCUCCUUACGCACAGACAGCGUGUGGUCUCGCACAGCCCCUCGGCAUCUCGGCCGUGCACUUGUGCACAGACGGUUGGGUCUUACCCGAUGCUCUUGGGUGCACAGAGCAUUGCUUUGCCUGCCCUUUACACGCACGCACGCGGAGAUGAUCUCUCGUGCAAUCAAGUCCCCGCACACGCUUGGAAGCUUACAGCAUUUUGGUGUGGGUUGUGUCAAGACCCCGAGACGCCCACGAACCACAUGACACCCCCACCACUGUCCCAUGCUUGCCCACAGCUGACUAGUGCACGGAGCACGCUCCUCCUCCGGGAUCCGUCUGCACGCACGGCCCCUCGUGCACAGACUCACUUGCACCGAUUCACUCGGGUGGCGGUGAAUGCAGCACACAGACACUCGCCCUGACCCGUGCGGUCUUUGAUGGACGUUCAGGGUCGCUGCUUCUCCCCGGCACCCGCCAACGCCCGCACUCAGCCGCCGGCACUGGCCCUGGCGUUCUGCACCCAGACUGAAGAGGGGAAGCAGCUCCCAUACUCGGAACCCCCUGAUCCUGUAGGGGGGUGAGCCAAGGCAACACCCUUCAGCCUCAUCACAGCCCCCUCCAUGCGCCACACUGGAUGUUUUGCCACUGGAAUUUCUUAUGUGAGAGCUACUGGUACCUUUCCCUGCUUGUCCCCUGGACGUUCUUUGUUUGGGGCGGAGAGCAGCUGUUCUCUGAUUGUUACUGGGGUACAGCCCAUGGAGAGCCAUGCUUUUGGUUUGGGAAGGGUGGACGUUGUGGGGGGAGGCAAGGGCAGGCUUUGUCAUCCCCGCGGGAUGGUCCCUCCCCAUCGACUUGCAAGCAGCAGGUCUCGGCUCCCCUCCAAGGAUGGGACAGGUAAGGGCUCUUUUCAGCCGAGGCUUUGCUAUGUAACCAGCCGGAUGCAGGGGUCAAACGCUGCCCGAUCUUUAUUGACUCCUCUGAAGGAACAGACUCUGGGCCCUGUGCGCCCCAACUCCCUCCCCCCGCAAGGCUGCAGGCUGGGAUCUUGCUUUGAGCCUUAAACUGCAGGGGCUGAUUUGAGGCUACUGCAGCCUUGAUCCCUGUGUGGCGUUAUGCCCCACCUGCUGACACCCCCCCGCCCUCCCCCCCCGUUAGCUCUGCUGGAGCCAAUGCAACUAGAGAAAAGUCUGCUCUGUGUCCUGCUCAAUCUGCCCUUGCCUAGGGAGGUGCUGCUAAGUCGGGGGAACCUCAUGGCUCUUUGUAGCUGCAGCACCAGCUUCCUCCCCUUCAUGGUCCCCACUUUCUGGUGGCUGGAUCUGCUUAAGCCUAGAGCCGGUGGUCCCCUCUCCAGCUACUCCUAGGGAGUAGCACAGGGCUUGACCCCAGGGGUCCUGCAACAGGAAAGGCCUGGCAGGGGAUGUUUUCACAGAGUUACCGCUGAUCCUGCCCCAGUCAGCACUCUGCCCCCACGUGGCCCCCUCAGCUUGCUGCAGGCAUCACCGGGCCUCCCUUUCCCAUCCCAACCGUGCAGCUGAGUUUUCAUGCUCCGUCGGCUGGAAGGAUCCAUGGGCAUGAAACGUUCUGUUCCCAGCACUCCCUAGCCGCUGGGCACGUUCCGCUUGUGCGCUCUUGCUAGGGGGCGUUCUUGCAGGCAUCACACAAUGCUUUAAUUGGGAGGUGUCACCCUGGUUUACAAUAAAGGAACCUGCAAGAAUGAGAGUUUCCUACGCUGACCACUCUCUGACACUCCCUCUGUGCCCUCGGCUGGGGGUAUUAAAUUAUUAAGCGUGUAUUUGGGGUUUUUUUGCUGUUGAUCACUGGAGUUCGUUUCUUUUAUGGUACUGGAGGGCUGGAGUCACUGCGCCUUGAUGUGAAUAUGCUUGAGCGGUUAUGAUGGUGUCAAAUAAAAAUUGUUCCUUGAUUUGUAA